Molecule: messenger RNA, 939 nt
Organism: Bipolaris victoriae FI3
Lineage: Eukaryota; Fungi; Ascomycota; Dothideomycetes; Pleosporales; Pleosporaceae
Exons: 1
Coding region: 1-939 (312 amino acids)
Source: RefSeq, a predicted model, not a curated record
AUGCGGGCUUCCGCUUCAGCAGUUGAUGAGAUGGGUCACAUUACGAAGAGCGACAUCUUCCCUACGGCAGAAACCCCGAUCUCGUCAUUGGAUUCAAGGAGUCUGUCUAGUUUCUGCAGUUCCGUGGACGAUGACACCGACCCAAGCGACUCACUCCUGCUGCUCGCGCCCCUGUAUAUACCUGGAUCCGAGAAUGAUGAAGCGGUCACACGAGAAAUACCUGAUUGCAAAACAGAACAACCCAAUCCAGACGCGUCGUCAAGAACGUGGCGUGACUGGCUCAUAACGCUGUUCGCAGGACGCAAGCAAACCUUGAGCUCACACAAUGCCCACAAACGAACUGACAGCUUCAUCUGCGACUCUAUACGCACUGAGUCGGCUCCCCACCCUCUGAAGGCUCCCAAGAAGCAGGCCACCACGACAACGCCCAUAAAGAAGCAGAAGCCUACCGAUUCAUGCAAUCACGCACCUCGACUCCUCCUCCCAACCGUCAUCCCAUCCGUCCGCACACCCGCAUCCCAUCCCCUCACACACUUCCUAUCCUACACGGAGAUCUCGCCCGCCCCUCCCACCGCAUACACCGGCUACGCCGUCGUGGCGCGCGACGACUACGUACCGGAAACUGUAGUCCGCGGCUUUGACGUACCCGGCAGCUCAGCAAUCGUCGUGCCAUUGUCCAAACGAUACAACACCGCUGCAAAUCUCCUGGAUCAUGAUAGAGACGCAUGGUCGAGUUGGAAUAGAAAUGUCAGGUGCGCGGCGGACUUGCCUUUUGGGAAGAUGCGUCCGGGAUAUGUGGUGAUUCCUCGACGAUCGGGAGUGAGUUUGAGAGACGAAACUGGGGGGUGCGAAGGGGAUUGGUUGAGGUGUUGGGAUACGAGUCGAGGCUUGGAUGUUGGGGUGGAGGAGUGGCCGUUUAGUCAGUGUUGUUAUUGGUGA